AUGACAUCUCAAGGUAACAAUCACGGAUGGAGACGACUGACUGGAAAAGUUGCUGUAAUUACAGCUGCAACUGCUGGGUAAGGGUUUGUUUUUAAUUGAGAUAUGAAUUUUAGAUGGCUUGAGGUAUAAUCAGGGUUUCUUAAGCUAAACCUAAGCUGAACCUAAGCUAAGCCUAAACUAAGUUAAGUUUAAGUUACGCUUCAGCUAAGCCGAUUUUAAAUCAUUUUCAGCAUUGGCCUGGCCAUAGCCGAGAGAUUCCUAAAAGAAGGUGCCAAAGUUGUGAUAUCCUCUAGAAACCAACAGAACGUUGAUCAAGCCAUAUCAAGCCUAAUAAAAAAUGGCGCAAAUGCAGCACACAUAGCCGGAAAAAGUUAA
This is a messenger RNA of Bursaphelenchus okinawaensis, 375 nucleotides long. The record is from the annotation of a GenBank genome assembly. Lineage: Eukaryota; Metazoa; Nematoda; Chromadorea; Rhabditida; Aphelenchoididae.